This is a messenger RNA of Seminavis robusta, 1155 nucleotides long. Lineage: Eukaryota; Bacillariophyta; Bacillariophyceae; Naviculales; Naviculaceae. The record is from the annotation of a GenBank genome assembly.
AUGAACAUGACCCCACCUCCCACCAAGGACAGAUUCCAGCAAUAUGCAACAGCCAAUACUGCUACAGCUAUUGAUACCACCACCAGCACCACCACCACAACCACAGCCAUUGAAGACUUGCUGGUAGAAAAUCCAGAAAAAAUGGACACUGCAGGCUUUGUUUGGCUCUUACCCCUCAUAAACAUGGGAAGUGCUUUCUUCUUCUACACAAACACACAAUUGGCAUUCCAUAGCUUUAUGGAUGUUUGCAGUGGGCAUUUGUGGGUCAAUGUAGAUGGAAACGCCUACAUGAAUGACAUUGUCAAACCAGUUUUAAAUGGUCCUGUCACACUCUCCAUAUCCAUUCUAUUCGGUACUCUCAUCAGUAUGACCAUACAAACACUAUACAGACGACAAAUUGCUCUACACCAAACACUCAUCAGUACCGUCGAGGAAGUACGAGAACUACAGUGGCUCGUAGAAGGGUUUCCAGAACCCUACAAAUCAUCCGGUCAUACACUCCUCACCAGAUUCCUUCAGGCUUCCUUUCGCGACUUUGAAACACAACAAGUCACACCCGAAUCCAUUCGAACCAGAGAAAUGACACAAAUGCUCGUUCUACUCAAUGAACUCUCCAAAACCACUAAUUCUCCCGACAUUAUCGUCUGCGAAGCCUACGGAUGCGUCCAUCGACUCAAAGAUCGCAGAGCCGAAUUCAUGAGUGGACUACAAACCGUCUUUAGUACGGCCCAUUACGUCGUCAUUGGACUCCUCGCUACUACCUUGCUCUUUGUCUUUUUGUUGGAAGCCGACAACGAUACGCUCCAGUUCUUGUUGGACUUUCAACUGUCCAUUUGCUGGGCAUUGCUCGUGGGGUCCUACAGCAUGCUCGCUGUCAUUAUUUACGAUCUGUCGCGACCCUUUACGGGCAUAUUCACACUCAUGAAGGGCGUCGACUUUGUCGCCAGUGAACGAGCCACCGAUAUUGUGCCCGAAAUCAAACUCACAACCUCCUUGAAUGGAAAUGGAAACAACAGUAACAACGACAACGAAGCAGAUCGAAACAAAGAAAAUGGAACUGACGACGACGUCAACGAAAUCUUUAGUGAGGUGACCAUCAGCAAAGAAAAGGACAGCGACGAAGAAAACAAGGAGAGCGACAAUGGCGCUCGUUGA